AUGUCUGCCUUUCAGAAACCCCCGCAGAUGGCCCUGCUAGACUAUAGUGCGACACGAUCUGUUCAUGAAGAUGCCGCUGCUUAUCCCUCGUAUGGUCAGGCCUCGUAUGUGAACACCCCGCUUGUCCCUUCCCCCAUGGGAGAUCAGGCAAGCCAGGUGUCUGACUGCGUGCCAUACCUGGCUAGCGGGGACUAUGCCAGUUCUUACGGCGAUGCCAGCUCUCCCAUGCUUGGUGGCGAUGGUAGCACCCCUAUGCCGGAGGUCGUUUCAUACACCCCUCAGCGAGGCUGUGAAGAUACCACUGUCUUCGUACAGAUCCAGUCCCCUUACGACCUUCAUUCCUCGACAGUCCCAAUAACUUUGUUGUUUGGUUCUAAGAGAUGCGAGUGUAUCCCCCACCUUCUCGGCACCCAAGGCUCGUUGUUCCAGUAUGCCAUCUCCGCUCAAGCUCCGCCCUUCAUUUCUACCGGAUGUCCUUCGUUCGCGGUACCAUUGCAAGUGGUCAUCGAUGGCCAACCCUCGACCACGCUCCAAGUCGGCGUAUAUACAUACGAACAAGUUUCUCAAUCCUCGCCAUCGGAUGCAUCGCAGAAGAAGCGAAGGAUCUCUUCCUUCGAAGAUGAAGACAUUUCCCAGCCUAUCAAGCGCCUCGCAGGACAUCCGAUUGCCGCCCGAGACUCACAGCAAGACGUAUACCCGUAUCAUGAAAGUCGAUCAGCAUCAUUCUCGCCCUAUCUACAGAGCAUUCCCGCUGUGAACGGCUUUGCGGCGCCUUACCGCCCCGCUUCCUCGCCCAGAGUGAACUCUCUUCAAUAUUCCAACGUGUCGGCGACACCACAGUCCGGCUUUCGAGCUCCUUCGCCAUUGAUGUCUUCCUGGAGUCCCUCCCUCAUGUCAAUGUCUAGUGACAUUCGGAACCCCGCCCUCGCUGCCAGCCACAGCCUACGUCCGCCUCAGACACAUUCUCCUUCGACAGGGGCAACCCCCACGUUGAUUCGAACCUCAACUUUGCACCAAUCUAGUGGCUUUGGGCAAACGCAGUCCUUCAACCCCUACGCGAUGUAUCCGACCAAGGCAGUUCUGAAGCUGAAUGGUGACCUUGACACAAUGGCGGAUAACUGGACCCGAGAUGAACAUGAUGCGAAGAGACGCCUUGUUCAGUUCACCCGUGUCCAGAGUGGUAGCACCAUCCACGCUGACUUUUCCCCAGUCGCCCCGGAGAAACGGGCGCCCAACAGUAUCUGCAUCAGCUGCAUAUACUGGGAAGGCAAGGAUGAGUGUUUUGUGACCAGCGUCGACACCAUCUACCUGCUCGAGUCGCUGGUCGGGGUGCGGUUUACCGUGGAGGAGAAGAAUCGGAUUAGAAGAAAUCUGGAGGGAUUCCGACCUCUUACAGUUUCAAAGGCCAAGGCAGACAGUGAAGAAUUCUUCAAAGUAAUUAUGGGCUUCCCAGCACCGAAACCUCGCAACAUAGAGAAAGAUGUCAAAGUGUUCCCAUGGAAGAUCCUUGGCCAUGCCCUGAAAAAGAUCAUUGGGAAAUACGUGAGUUCUAUCACCAAAAUCUACUUGAAUCCAGUAACUGACUUAUCUCGACAGUCUGCCAGCUACUCGUCGACUGCUGCAGCUUUGCCAACCUCGAUGAUGUCAAACUAUGGCCCUGGUUCCGACUCAGGAACAGAUCCCCAAAACGCGGGGUCUCCCCAGUCCGUCUCAGACACAGCACCCUCUUAUGGCCCUACCAUGGUUACGUCAGCCUAUUCCUCUCCGGCAAACAUCCCCAUGACGCCUAUGACAGGGAAUUCCGACUACCGGGCCGUCCUUCCAGCUGCUAGCCAACCCUUCAACUCGAUGCCGGCUCCAUACACGUACCCUCCUGCUGCCUGUCAGCAGACUCAAUACGCGCUUCCUGCGCCUAUCAACCGGAAUCCCUCGUGGGAUUACAACGGUUUCGUCAACAACCCGGCCCCAGUGAGUGCGUCUUCGAGCAAUACUUGCUAUAAUUAUAUGGCUCCGAUGUCGUAUCCCUUGACUGAUACGUCAAAUGGAGCGUGA
This is a messenger RNA of Aspergillus ruber CBS 135680, 2052 nucleotides long. It is a transcript of the gene medA, whose product is annotated as transcriptional regulator medA. Bases 1 to 2052 code for a protein of 683 amino acids. The record is from RefSeq and is a predicted model, not a curated record. NCBI's taxonomy places the organism in Eukaryota, Fungi, Ascomycota, Eurotiomycetes, Eurotiales, Aspergillaceae. The transcript is spliced from 2 exons. Gene Ontology annotation, cellular component: nucleus.